This is a messenger RNA of Pogonomyrmex barbatus (red harvester ant), 1754 nucleotides long. RefSeq names its product protein SAAL1. The record is from RefSeq and is a predicted model, not a curated record. NCBI's taxonomy places the organism in Eukaryota, Metazoa, Arthropoda, Insecta, Hymenoptera, Formicidae. Gene Ontology annotation, cellular component: nucleoplasm.
UUGAUGUAUAAAAAGAUGUAUAAAAAUAACGAUAAAAAAUACUUUUUAUAACCUUAAGAAACAUUUUAGGUUAAACGUCAAAAUAGAAAUUCGUUGAAUUGGUCACGUAGUUAGUAACAGAUGUUCUUGAAAGUUGAACUUUCUGUACUAGUGCAAGAAUUUCUUGUCAAGAGUGUAUACAUUUCGAAGCAUAAAACUUGGUUAUACUCAGAUAUAUGUAUAUAACUUUAUUAUGUGGAUUAAAUAAUAUAAUAAAUACGAAGGUAAUAAAGUAAAUGUGCCUGAUUCUCUAGAGUUGAAAGUAUUCUUACAAAAAAGUUCUUACAAAAAAUUUGAUAAUUGUAUAUUUACUAGUAAUUGUAUACAUCUUGUUUUUACUGACAUUCUUGAAUUAUUGACUUUCAAAAAAGUUAUGUGAAAAUAUUAUAGAUACUAGUGGAACUUUCGAUAUGAUAGACUCACAGGAUAUUAGUGAACAAGAAUUAGAAGUGCUAAAAGGCGACGCUGUAGGAGGUAACAACCUCUGCAGCAGCAAAUGGCUAAUUAAUACUUUAAUGUCUCUAUGUCAGGUACAUGAAAAUGGUUGGACGAAAGAAUUAGAAUCCCAACUUUGUAUCUUGUGGGAUCUGAGUAUGGAAGAAGAAGUGGUAUCUUAUCUUAUAUCAUACGAUUUUCUGAAGAUAGCAAAGAAAACACUGGUGGUUUCCGACGAACCACGAUUAAUUGAAAUAAUCUUAGGUAUUAUUGGCAAUAUAUGCUGUAACAAAGAAGCUAUUGAUACAAUAGCUUGUGAUCAAGAACUAGUUACACAAAUCUUAAGAUACUUAGCAUCCGAAGACUCAUUAAUAUUAAUUCAACUUCUCAGGAUUUUACAAUUGAUUGUAUGCAAGAUUUGGCAAAAUCCAGAAUCAGACUGGACAGUCCAUUUUACAGAAUGUGAAUUUCUUGGAGAUUCUAUAACUUUUAUGUUAAUGAGUUCAACUAACAAUGACUUAUUGCUGGCGGCAAUGAAUUUUCUUGAGUCUGUAUCUAAGAUAAGUUUGCCACAUGAGAAUAGUUUUUUGAAAAAAUUGUUUAAAAUAGACAAUCUAAUUCCUGCGCUAUUAGAAUCAUUCAUGCAAGUAAUAUCAACAGAGAAAGAUGGUUAUUCUGAAGUGGAAUUGACCUUCAUCAGACAUUGGUUGAUAGUACUAAUCGUCAUAAUGGAAUCCGAUUCACUUAAAUUUGAAGACUAUGAGAAUGAUGAGAAUUUUUUAAAAUUAAUGGAGAUCAUGUACAGGAUUUUGGAACCAUAUAAAAAGUCAUAUAAUUUAUAUCCAAUGCAACGAUCAAGUAUCGAUAUAAUUACCGAUACUUUGCGCAUAUUAUUAAGUUUCCAUUGUUGUGAUGUAAAUAUUCCACCGAAGAUAGAUCACAUUAUUGGAACUUUAAUUAUUACUCUUGAAACUGGUAUGUCAAGCUCAAAGAAGUAUGAUUUGGAAGCCGAAGAACAAAUACCUCCUAGUUUUUUAGAUUUUAUGAUAAAAUACUGGCUGCAGAUUAAUAAACUUUGCACCAGUGAACAGAUUGUAGAAAUAUUAUGUCUAUGUACAAGUGAAGUUAGUCAAUGUCUAAUGAUUCUUAUACAAAAUGAUUCUAAGACAACACUCGAAAUGCAUGAAAAAGUAGAAAAUUGCCGCUUACUUUUAGAAAAUCUUCUAAAAAAGAAUAAUAUGUAAGAGUGUAAUAAAAAAUGAUCUCAUUAUUUUUGUACA